AUGUCUUACAACAUCCAUCAGCAAGUGUUCGCCCUCUCCAUCGCGUCCAACUUGCUCUCGACGUGCAAGGGCACGCAGGAAGCUUUGCAGAACCAGAUUGAUUCGGCUUUGCAGCCCGCCUUGACGAACGCCAACAUUGGCGAUUGGACCGUCGUCUGGGGGCCCACUGUAUGGAAGGCCGAGCCUGAUAACGCAGAGACAGCACCCGACCGCGUCUGGUACAUUGCACACAACCCCUCAGCCAAUUUCGGAGUCGAUGGGUCGUCAUUCGAUACCUAUGUUCUCGCUGUCGCUGGUACCGCACGUGGGUCGGCGGAGAACUUCGCCAUCGAUGCAGAUGUUGACAAAGUCGUCGACUUCAACGCUUGGGUACAAGCCGGGAUCACCACCCCUCCAGAGCAAGCCACUACAAUCGAUCACACAAAGCCGUACGUCGCCUCUGGAACGGCAAUCGGCAUUUCCACCCUCUUGACUGUGGCCAACGCUGCUAGUCAGCAGACUAUGGCUGAAUUCUUGGGCACCAUUCCGCCUAGCUCACGCCUUGUGUUCACUGGACACAGUCUAGGGGGCGCUUUGUCACCAACAGUCGCGUUAGCUUUGCUGAAGGCGGGGCUACUCCAGAAUGCGCCGGAGAAUGUGUUCGUGUACCCAACCGCGGGACCAUCUCCCGGAAAUGAACCGUUUGCGGCUUUGUUUGCAGGGGCUUUCCCUCUGAUCACUGAUGGUCCCGCUCCCUAUCAGAUGUGGAAUGGGAAUCUCGCAAAUACAUACGACAUCGUUCCCCUUGCAUGGGAUGUCGAUUCCUUGGGUACAAUCCCAGGGCUCUACGGCAAAUUACCACUCGUUCUUGGUGCAAUCCUCGGGGGCAUUGUCAGCGGUGCCAUCGACAAGGCCACAGCAUCAGGCUUAGCGUAUGUUCCUCUUCAAGGACAGAUAUUCUCUACAGGUGGCCCUGCUACACCUCCGAAGACUCUGGACGAAUUCCUUCUAUUGGCUUUACAAGAACACGAAGGAGCUUAUGCAGCACUCAUUGGGACGGCUGAAAUUCCACCUCUGUGCGCGCCAGGUUCAUCAACGGAGCAGGCCAGAGGGCUUCCGAUUCUGGGUGGACUCUAUCAAGCCAACGUGGAGGUGACGGAAAUGGUGAGGUUGGACAAUGAGAGGAAAUAG
This is a messenger RNA of Pleurotus ostreatus (oyster mushroom), 1170 nucleotides long. RefSeq lists its product as uncharacterized. The coding region runs from base 1 to 1170 and encodes 389 amino acids. NCBI's taxonomy places the organism in Eukaryota, Fungi, Basidiomycota, Agaricomycetes, Agaricales, Pleurotaceae. The transcript has a single exon. The record is from RefSeq and is a predicted model, not a curated record. Gene Ontology annotation, biological process: lipid metabolic process.